AUGAAUUUUAGAAAUUUAUUCGACCAAAUAUGCCUUCAGUUUCAAUUAACUGUAGAUAACGAAUUACAGAGUUCGAUGAAUAAAAAGAUCUAAAAUUAAAAUAAUCCACUAAUUUUGCCAUCCAUGGAUAUUAACUUAACAAUAUUUCCACUUAAUGAACAAACUAAAAGAAAAUCAUUGCAAUUAAGCAUGAUUUAAAUUGUGAUCUUCCAAAACCAAAGACAAUUUGCUAUGUCAACUAUUCUAAAAUAUCGUUUAAUAAAUAAAGACCAACUUCUUAUUAUUAUACAGAUGAUUAGAAGGCAACAUAAACAUACUUAUAUUUGGAGUACACUAUAUUUAAAAAAGACCUGA
Paramecium sonneborni is the source of this 354-nucleotide messenger RNA. NCBI's taxonomy places the organism in Eukaryota, Ciliophora, Oligohymenophorea, Peniculida, Parameciidae. The record is from the annotation of a GenBank genome assembly.